Messenger RNA from Diospyros lotus (date-plum), 6931 nucleotides. RefSeq names its product phosphatidylinositol/phosphatidylcholine transfer protein SFH9. The coding region runs from base 539 to 1468 and encodes 309 amino acids. NCBI's taxonomy places the organism in Eukaryota, Viridiplantae, Streptophyta, Magnoliopsida, Ericales, Ebenaceae. The record is from RefSeq and is a predicted model, not a curated record. The transcript has 12 exons.
CUGGAAACCAACAGGAAAAAAUAAAAAAUAAAAAAUAAAAAAACAAAAGCAGGAAAAAGGUGAGGACACUAAGCACAGAGAGAGAGAGAGAGAGAGAGAGGGAGGAGGGUCAAGAUUCCAAGAAAGGCUGAAGAGAAAAAUCUAUAUUGUAGUAGCAGACGACCUUCGCUUCUUCCUUCCUUCAUUCUCUCUCCGAGAUCAUUCCGUUGCAGAGACAGAGAAGGGGCGACGGCCAGGCGAUGGGAAUCGUAACUCAGGAGGCGAUCGAUCAGCUCCAAGCACUCAUGGAGGACCAAGUCGACGAAUCAUUCAAAACAACUUUCCAGAUUUGAUUCCCUAAAGCUCAAGGAUGCAUUAUUCAGAUUAACUGGAGAGGUCCAAGUAUUCAAGAUUUAUCUGCAUAUGUACAGAUCUUGAGCAAAAGAAAACAUUAGUUUUGUUGAGAGGCCCAAAUAAUGUACAUGAGAGGCGAUUUUUCGUCUUACAUCUGUUGGUUCUGCAUCCUGCUUGGAUUUAAAGCAAUUCAGAAUCGUUAGAGAUGUCCCCUCUCCAGAAUAUUCAUCAGGGUCGUCCAGCUGAUACUUUGGCCCGUUUCCUCAAAGCAAGAGAAGGAAAUGUCACCAAGGCCCACAAAAUGUUGGUUGAUUGUUUGAAGUGGAGGGUUGAGAAUGAGAUAGAUUAUAUUCUAGAGAAACCCAUUGUUCCUGCUGUAUAUAGAGCAAUACGUGAUUCGCAUCUUAUAGGAUUAUCAGGUUACUCAAGAGAGGGCCUUCCAGUUUUUGCUAUUGGUGUAGGACUCAGCACAUUUGACAAGGCAUCAGUCAAUUACUAUGUUCAGUCACAUAUUCAGAUCAAUGAGUAUCGGGAUCGUGUCAUUUUGCCUUCUGCUACAAAAAAAUAUGGAAGGCAUAUUAGCAAAUGUUUGAAGGUUUUCGAUAUGACUGGUCUGAAGCUUUCUGCAUUGAGCCAAAUCAAGUUGUUAACCAUUAUUUCUACAAUUGAUGACCUGAACUACCCGGAGAAGACACUUACUUACUACAUUGUGAAUGCUCCAUAUAUAUUUUCAGCAUGUUGGAAGGUUGUGAAGCCUCUUCUGCAUGAGAGGACCCGCCAAAAAGUGCAGGUAUUGUCAGGAUGUGGACAAGAUGAUUUGUUGAAGGUAAUGGACCAUGCAUCCCUCCCACAUUUUUGCAGAAGAGAAGGCUCUGGAUCUUCCCGACAUGCAAGUGACAAUUGCUUUUCCUUGGAUCAUUCCUUUCAUCAAGAGCUCUACAAUUACAUUAAGCAGCAAUCCGCAAUGCGCAAACCUGUCAGACCAGUCAAACAGGGAUCUGUUCAUGUGGCUUUGCCAGAGUCGGGUUCGGAAGAUAUGGAUAUUGGCAAGGCCCUGGAAUCUGAGUUACAGAAGUUUGACAAUCAGCAUAAGCUCAAUGGCUCGUUAGAGGACCUAAAAAUCAACCAUGACUAGAAAUAGGGAUCUUCAUUUCGUAUGUCCUGUCUCUAUCCCUGUCUCUCUCUCUCUCUCCAACACCAGGUGCAAGAGGACUUGUGCACUGGUAGAGAUCUGCAGUUACAGUGAAUAUGGCGGUUGCUGCAGUAGCUACCUCAAAGAGAGGUUUCCCGGGGAGGAUUGGAGAAGCUGUAAUGGCUUGUGUUAAGCUUAGAAUGUUAGGUGGGUAAUCAACAGUUUGUUCGCUGGCAGCCUAAAAUAUAUGGGCAGAGAACGGUAGGUAGCGUUGUUCUGUGUACUAAACUAAUUUAGUAGCUAAUAAUUAAUGUAAUCUGUAUAGAGAAGUUCAAACUGUUGCAAGGCAUAGGUGAAGUGUUAAAGCUCCAACCGGCUCCUGACUAAGUUCAAUUGAUGAUUGAUCUCUUUCCCCUAUCUUGGUGCUAGCAGCAGCAUGUUCAAAUGGGACCCAGAAAACGUGGAUCCAACAUCUUGGGAUGUUCAAUGAAAUUCAGAGCCCAUUGAGCUGUGCAGAACAAGGCAGCUGUCUUUUCUUUUCUUUUUUUUACUUUUUUUGACAAAAGAACUUUUGAUAAUAAUAUUGAUGUCCUGGAAAUUGCACCCGUAUCCGGUUAAAAAGCAGGCAUUGGAGUAGAAAUGGAUUUGAACCAAGAUGAAAAGGCAAGGAAGUCGCUCAAAAUCAAGCAGGUGAAGACCCACUCGGUCAAAUGAUCGAGUGAGUGGGGAGCCUUUCUCCCCAAAAAGACAUGACUCACUCGGUCAUAUGAUCAAGUGAGUAGGGGGCCCUUAUCCUUCUCUCUCUUCUAUCCUGCAAGGCAUGUAGAAGCUAGGCCACUCGGUCAAAUGACGGAGUAGGUGUCACUCACACCUCAUUCCUCGGAUACACUAUUACGGUCGUAAAACUCUUGGAAUGGGCCCCAAAGCUCUCGAGACAGUUGCGAAACUCUUAGGAUAGGCUACGAAACCCUUGGGAUGAGCCCUGAGACUCUUGAGAUGGCCACCACGUGCUCUCUAUUUCUCUUCUCUAUAAAUAAGAGGCUCCGCCCCCUACCUUAGGUACGCUCUCUCUGGUACUUUGAAUACACUCUUGUGCUUUUGCUCUCGAGAACUGAUUUAAGUAUCGGAGGGUUUGAGCGGGGACACUCACCUGCGCCCCUAACCGUGCGUUCGUCUUACAGGUCACUCGGUCCUCAAGAGUCACUCGGUCAUCAGAAAGUCUUCCAUCAGAUUCAAAAAAGUCUCUCGUUUAUUAGGUCUCUCGUUCAAAAGAUCCUGAAAGUCUCUUAUCACUUAGUAUACACAAGACUCUUAAGACACUUGGUGACGAGACUCGUAGGACUCUCAAGACACUUAGUGACGAGACUCUCAAGACUUUCAAGACUCUCAGGAUCCCCGGGACUCAUUAAGACUCUAUACUCUUGAGAUUCUCGUGAUACACAUUGUAUUCUCCCAUGAUUAAAAAUAAAUUGUUGUAUUUUGGCAACAACAAUUGACGUCGUCUGUGUGAAGAAAGAUAAAAAGUCAACUUAAAGUAUGGCAAACACCCGUAGACAUGGACAAACUCUCUCUCAAGACGUAGAAACACGCUCACUUCCACGGGACUCCCAGCAAUAGGGAGCACACUCACCUCCACGGGACUCUCACCCAUAGGGAGCACCUCCACCUCCUCCAAACUCAGCCACAAGGAGAUGCUUGCACUACUCCCCUGAAUCCACAGGUGGGGUACCAGCUAGCCCCGCCUCCGCUUAACAUCGGCUCACAGGCAUACCCCACUAAUUAAGCUAGGACUUCGCGACAGUCGCUGCUUAUGGUCUCGUGGGAUGAGUAUGAAGCCUUAAGACAACAACAUGUUGAAGGUAUGCAAUCACUUCGGGACAUGGCUCGGAUACUCUAAAGCAUGAUGCUUGGAGGGACACUACUCGAUAGCUUGAGAAGGUUUAUGCUGGAACCUAUGCAACCAUAUGAGUCUCAGCCUGAUUUGGGAGCCGAUUCCAAUCAGGAAGCCACUCCCGACUCUCAUUCUUAGUCUUCUCAUUGUCGGGAGAAUAGGCCGAGAUCACCACCGCCACGGAAGAAUCCCCAUGCUGCGCCCAAAAGAAAUGAUAAUCUGUGAAUGAAGGAUGGAGCGAGGAGACCACAAAAGGGGAGGUACCAUGAAAUCGUGGCCAAUAUGCCAACGAGGGGAAGACAAGAUAACCAAAUAGCAGCAAGUAUACGGGAUGAUAUGAAAAUGGUAGUUGAAGAGGUACUUGAACGGAAGAAAUUAAUCCCAGCCGUAGAGGAACAACAACGCACAAAAUUUUCCUUUACUACAGAUAUAUUAGAGAAGCCAUUGCCUAGGAAAUUCAAGAUGCCCCAAGUCGCUCCCUAUUUCAGCAAGGAUGAUCCUUACGAUUAUAUUCAAAACUACGAGUCAUUAAUGUUAUUGCACGAAUGGGACGAUGACAUAAUGUACUGGGCCUUCUUUCUAACUCUAACAGGACAUGCUCGAACUUGGUUCAACAGUUUACCUGAGGCCUCUAUCUCAUCGUUUGGGUAGCUUAUAACAGAAUUUAUUAAGGCCUUUGUAAUUAACAGUUGAAGGAAAAAAGAUGCUACAUACUUACUCAGUAUUAGACAGGGGAAUAAAGAAAUUGUGUCAGUAUGUGGACAGAUUUCAAAAUGUCACUCUCGAAGUUCACGAUUUGCUGGUUGAGGUGGCAGUGUCUGCCAUGCUCCAUAGGACACGUCUAACCUCACUUCAGAAGUCAUUAUCCCUGGACCCCCCAACGUCCCUGACAGACUUGUUCAUUAGAGCAAACUGAUACAUCCUCCACAUUGAGAUCAUGAGAACUAUGGGGGGGGGGGGGGGGGGAAUAAAGACAAGGAGCACGAAGGAGAAGAAGACUCUAUCCGGCAACAUGAGUGGGCUAGGACAAUAGAUGCACCUAGACUUCAGUUUAAUCACUACACCAGGCUUCUGCAGCCUCGGUCAGCCAUACUUGCGGCAAUAGAGAGGGUAGGUCUCCUCAAGUUACCUCAUAGAGUUGGUAAACCCAUGGGAAGAAAUCAAGAAGAAUAUUGCAGGUACCACAGUGUAAUAUCCGGUAUUACAUGGUAUUGAAAAUAAAUAAAUUUGGAUUAUUUUGGUAAGACCUCGGGUGGUCCGGAAAGCCUAAGGGUCAAUCUCGAUAAACUAAUUAAUAAAAUUACCGAAUUGGCGACCGGGAGUGCCUCUGGACUUGGAUGUCCAGGGAAGGGGGCAAGAGAUUGGUGAGCAUCUUGAGAUGAGGAUAAUGACGCUGGAAGCAGUCCGAUCGGGAAUAAUUUUCGAAUUUAAUUCUGUAUAAGCUCGAAGGGGUGCAAAUACCGAAUAGUCGCAAGGGACUUCCGAGAAGCUGAGGGGACCCUAGGGGUGGUCCGAUUUUGCGAGUAAGGCAACCCUGAAGCGUCUUCGGGUCAAAUAGAGGUCCCACGCAGGCGUAGGGACAAAAUCGAUAUUUCUGAUUAAGUGUCGGUAAAUAAUUUUGAGAAAAUCAAUAAUCUAAUUGGCUUGAGGGUAAUUAAUUUAGGUCUUGGAGGGCCCAAAUGAUAUUAUUGAAAGUCUUAAGUGUAAUUAGUAGAUUCCCAAGUGAGAUAAUUAAGAAAAUGGGGGAUUAAGAGUGUAAUUAAAUUAAAUAUGUAAUUAUAUAUAUAUAUAUAUAAAUAGGCGUGAGGAAGCUUCCUUGAAGCUUCACGCCUCUGAUAUUGAAAUGGCCGAAAUAAUCAGCUCGUGUAAGGUGGAGAAGUGGCCGAGAGAAUGAGAUUAAGAGGGGCAAAUGAGGGAUUUUGGAAAUUACUUAGAUUUUAAGGGGAUGCGCGAGCUUGCUGGGCAAGCUUCCACAGUACGCCCCCCUUGAAAUUUUGAACCAGAAAGCUCACAAGAGAAAGCAUGAUAGCAAGACCGAGAGAGAUCGAGGCCGCGAGGGUGGCCGACCGAUGAUCGAGCAGCAAGCAGCGAUCAAAAAGCAGGGGCGCUGCAGGUAGCGAGUGGCCGGAAGAAAAAGCCAUUGUGAUGGCUGCCAUGGCCGAUGCAAGGCGGAGCAGAGGCGGACCAGCGAGGGCGCGGUGGAGCUCGUGGGGGGGGGGGGGGAGACUCGCGGUGGCGCACGACAGCUGCUUGGGUGCUUCGAUGGUCGGCUGAUUGACCAUCACUGAUGGCAGCGAAGGUGUGUGCAGGCUGCACGAGGGAGGCCACCAUGGCUACUCGCGAAGGCAGCGGCCAAGGUGGAUGAGGCCGGUACCUGUGGCGGCAGUGCGGCAGCUAGAGGUGGCCGGCCUAUGGCCGGAGGAGAUGGCAGCCCGAGCAGUGGCGGUGGCCGGCUGCGUGGGCGCACGCAAGAGGUGGAAGAUGAUGAACAGGAACCGGCUGCGCGCGGGAAGGAAGAAGCAGGGAAGAAGAAAGAAAAUAAGGAGAAAAAAAAAAGAAGAAAUAGAAAAGAAAAGGAAAAAUAGAAAAAGAAAUAAAAAGAAAAUAUGAAAAAACAGGAAAAAUUCCAGAAAAAUGGGGGAAAGUUCCGAAAAUUAGUUUGGGGCUUGAAGAGCGUGUUAGAAGCUCAAAAAUGGAAUUUUGGGCGCGAGCGGCAGCUCGGGAGGCAACGUCGGCAUGGGCGUUUUUUUUUGAAUUUCUCUCUAGAUGAGUCGAGGUAAAUUAAUAUUUUCUUCCCAAGUUAUUUACAUUAAGUGAGUUAAUGUAAAAUAGUUAUUUGUUGGAUUAAACCCUGGGUCGGGGUUGUUUGGAAAUUAUUAAACGGCUGAUGUAUGCCGUGGUUGGUUGUUUGGAGAUAGUGUUGAUGGUGAUUUUGCGAUGUGUGGCGAAAUUGAGGGCAUUGGGUUAAUGCUGGAUGUUAAUGAAGUUGGGUUUUUUGUGUGUUUGCCUCCAGGUUCGACCGGGAAGGCGGUGAGCCUAGAAGAGCUCGGAGUUCGGGCUGACGUUCUCGCCCGAAGCAGAGUUGAGGCUUCGAGCCAGGUAAGGGACGGCCCCAUGUGGAGGUGGCCUUGCAAGUUGAUAAAUGUGUUUGAUAAUGUAUUUAUGUUGCAUUGGCAUGUAAUGAUUAUAUCUUGUGUGAUGCAAGACCUAGUGGACCGGUGGCCAUAUGGAGGACUAGUGUGGUGGGGGCUGAUAGGUUGAUGCCUCAAAGCUUAGUGGGUUGUGAGGAUGAGUGGAUCUAGCCUCAUUUGCAUGCAUUUGGCAUACAUAAACAUGAUUAUAUUCAUAUUUACAUGCAUUGUACCCUUACUGAGUCUUUAUGACUCGUGAGAUUUUACCUCAUGUGUAGAUGAUGCAAGUCCAGAUGCAAGCAGGGAUGGUGCCGGGAGGCUGUUGUGGCAAUUAACCUGUUGCCUGAGAUGUGUUGUUGUGUAAUCUCCUGUAAUUUUUAUAUGUAUUCAUGUAAUUGAAUGUAAACGAUAUUGAGCACUAGAUGUAUUUAAUUGUUGAAAUCA